Messenger RNA from Capsicum annuum, 3551 nucleotides. Its product is annotated as fructose-bisphosphate aldolase 1, chloroplastic. The transcript has 6 exons. NCBI's taxonomy places the organism in Eukaryota, Viridiplantae, Streptophyta, Magnoliopsida, Solanales, Solanaceae. Gene Ontology annotation, molecular function: fructose-bisphosphate aldolase activity. The record is from RefSeq and is a predicted model, not a curated record. Gene Ontology annotation, biological process: glycolytic process; fructose 1,6-bisphosphate metabolic process. Bases 2111 to 3304 code for a protein of 397 amino acids. Gene Ontology annotation, cellular component: cytosol.
UUAUUACUUUUUUUUUUAAUCUCUUUAUUUUGUUUGCGUCUUGUUUGUUUUCUUAUUUGAGAGAAACGGUGGAAGCGGUGGCAUAUAAAUAGCCCUAUGUGUUUGGGUUUCUCUCUGUAUGUGCUUCGAGAUUUUUGAAGUGAUAAAUUAAGAACGGUCCUUAAGGAAUAUGGCUGAACUUCUCUCCAGGGCCAUGGCUGUUGAUGAUGACAUGAAAGAGGACACUCUUUCUCCGCCCGACCUCGAUUCUAUUGGUUGUAACGAGAGCGAAGAUGUGCUUUCACCAGAGGAUGUAGCAUGGGCCGACUCAUGCCUCAUUAGUGAUCUUGCUAUAUUGGACCAUGGCAUGGAUUCUUUGAAACAUGCCUUACUGGACACUUUUCCUUCACAAACAAUCUUUUCUGCAGCGAUGAGGGAUGAGUCUCCUCAAGAAUCUCAUGUUUUCCCCACCAUCGUAGAGACAGGUAUUGCAGGGAUCGUAGAUGACAUGAUUUAUGAUGUUUCUCCAACCAAUGAACAAGAAGGGAACACUACUCAUCAUCAGAUCAAUAACAAGGAUGCAGAUAGUUUUUGGUCCAGAAUUAACUCUGAAAAGGAUCUUUUCCACAUCUCAAAUGAGUACCCGGGAUUAGUUGAAGCCUCAGAUUCUGAAGUAGAUUCAGGGUUUACAACAUUUGUUGAGGAAAAUUUGGAUGACUACAUAUUCAAGGUCUGGGAACUUGAGAUUCCAGAUGAGGAAGAUGAACUUGUUAAACAGCUCUACAAAGCCCUUGCCGGAAGUUCUCUGGGCUCCACCCUUUCAGCUUCUGAAUAUCUCGGAGUACUGGAUGAUAAGUUACUUGAUGAUAUCAUUUAUGGCCUCGAUGGCCUGUCGUUGAGUCCAACACCUGACUAAGUUAUGUUGCAAAUCCAGCUUCUGGUCGAAAGCAUGCUGCUUUAGAAGCAUAGCUUUAGUAGUUUAAACAAAACUCAACAAAUCCGUUUUGCAGCUUACUGUUUCCGACUUAUUUUCUGGUAGAAAGAGGGUGAUAUGUCUGUGCAUGGUCCAGGAAGGAAGACAAUCAAUGGCGGGUAUCAUCGUCUACAGCUCAGACAUAAAUUUGCAGAUGUUCUUUGUUUUAGUUACUACCCCUAUUUAGCUACUGGUGCACAAAACAGGCUUUUGUCCUUAAAUUUUCCUUGUAUAUUGCUACAGUUUACUUUGUAAUGUUUUCCUUCCUUUGAACUGGAGUCUUUUAGCUGAUACAAGAGGUUGGAUUUUAGAGCAAGAUAUUUUUCUGAGUCAACUCUUUCAGCCCUUUAAAACAAAACUUGAGACAAAAAGUAGUGAGGAAUUUUCCCCGCCACGGGCGAAAGUUGUCUCUAAAAAGUAGUUCGAUAUAUUUUUCAUUUGCAAAUUUUGCUCAUUUGUGCCCAUGCCUCGAAUGUACGUAGCCUUUUGGCCAUUCACAUUGAAAUUAAUGUAUUCAAAGCUAAAUGGUACCUACUUGGUGGGAGGUAAUCAGUGGAAGAGCCCUGGCCACCCCAAAUUGUUCCAGAUACUGCGAAAGAAUUAUUGAAUAGUAAUAUGGAAGUCAUUGUCAGACCCAAUCCUGGAACCGAACCAUGACCACUGAUCACCUUGGGAUAACUAAAACAAACAGAGAAAUGUUAGCAAGCCACUCAAGGUAGGAUUGCUAAUCAGAGCCUCAUGUUUGGCUACCCAUUGCACCUGGUGUUGCUUUGAGCAAAAACCAGCUUUUUUGUACUCUAGUGUAAGUUGAUGUGAUGUUUGUUUCAACCAUCAAAUAACUCCAAAAAAAUCCAAGUAGAAAAAAUCAAACUCCAUACCACAAUUUUACUAUUUAUGAAAAAAUUUUACGAGGUAGGAAUAAUUCCAUCUAUUUCAACCACUUGUACAGUGUCAAGUAGACAGACUAAUCAAGAUUACAUGGCAAACAGCCAUUGGUUGGCUCAUAACAACCUCAAAUGAUACAUCUCCAAUGACACUUUAGCACUGUUAUAAAUUUUGGCACUCUGGUUGAUUAAUUUGUGUGGCAAAGAGUAGCAUUGAGAAGAGAGUGUGAUAAGGAACUUUGUUGUAGAGAGGAACAAAAAAGUUAAAGAAAAAAUGGCCUCAGCAUCUCUACUAAAGUCAUCCCCAGUUCUUGACAAAUCUGAGUUUGUAAAGGGGCAAAGCCUUCGUCAGCCUUCCGUCUCAGUGGUUCGUUGCCACCCCACCAAUGCUACUUCUCUCACUGUCCGCGCUGCUUCCUCCUAUGCUGAUGAGCUUGUUAAAACCGCUAAAACCGUUGCAUCACCAGGACGUGGAAUUUUGGCUAUGGAUGAGUCCAAUGCCACUUGUGGAAAGCGUUUGGCUUCCAUUGGUUUGGAAAACACAGAGGCUAACAGGCAAGCUUACCGUACCCUGCUGGUGACAGCUCCAGAACUCGGACAGUACAUCUCUGGUGCUAUUCUUUUCGAGGAGACACUCUACCAGUCAACCGUUGAUGGCCGCAAAAUAGUUGAUGUUCUUGUUGAACAAAACAUUGUUCCUGGUAUCAAAGUUGACAAGGGUUUGGUUCCCCUUGCUGGUUCAAAUGAUGAGUCAUGGUGUCAAGGUCUUGACGGCCUUGCCUCCCGCUCUGCUGCAUACUACCAACAAGGAGCACGUUUCGCCAAAUGGCGUACCGUGGUGAGCAUUCCCAACGGACCAUCUGCAUUAGCUGUGAAGGAAGCAGCAUGGGGCUUGGCUCGCUACGCUGCUAUUUCUCAGGACAAUGGUUUGGUCCCAAUUGUGGAGCCAGAGAUCUUGUUGGACGGUGAACACGGCAUUGACAGGACUUUUGAGGUAGCACAGAAGGUUUGGGCUGAGGUCUUCUUCUACUUGGCUGAGAACAAUGUCAUGUUCGAGGGUAUCCUCUUGAAACCAAGCAUGGUUACUCCUGGUGCUGAAUGCAAAGACAAGGCCACUCCUCAGCAGGUCGCGGACUAUACUCUCAGUCUCCUUAAGAGGAGGAUUCCCCCAGCUGUCCCCGGAAUCAUGUUCUUGUCUGGUGGACAAUCAGAAGUUGAGGCUACCUUGAACUUGAAUGCCAUGAACCAAGCACCAAACCCGUGGCACGUAUCGUUCUCUUACGCUAGGGCUCUUCAGAACACUUGCUUGAAGACAUGGGGAGGAAAACCUGAGAAUGUGAAGGCUGCUCAGGAUGCUUUACUUACCAGGGCCAAAGCCAACUCACUUGCUCAGCUCGGAAAGUACACCGGCGAGGGUGAAUCGGAUGAAGCUAAACAAAAAAUGUUUGUAAAGGGUUAUACCUACUAAGUUAAUGGCACUAAAGUCAUGAAGAAGAGUAAAAAGAAAUGAUGAAUUCUAUCAGAGUUAUGCAAUUAGUAAAGCCAUAGAGAAGAGUAUUUUUGUUUAAUUUGAUUACCAGUACCCUUUUUUUUUUUACAACUUUAAUAAACUUGCUUGUUGAUUGAGACUAGUAAGUGUUGCUUACUGAAUUACUAUAAACCUGCUCCUUCUUGUAUUAUGCAUACUGAAUAAUGAAAAAUACUUAUUGUGAGCA